GUCUUCCAUGCUGUGCUUGCAGACUCGGCCGGAGAAAGCGAGCAACUCCCACGACCGGUCGGCUCAGUCCACUGCUGCUGCUGCUGCUGCUGCUAGAGGAGGGAAGGGAGGCUCUGUGAGGGGCGCACACACACUUAAUCACUCACACACACUCAAUAGAGUCUGUGCUGCAUCAAGAGGCAGAAGAGGAGAGCGGAGGAGGGUACAGAGAGACACACAGACUGGGAAUACUCCAGUGGACAGGAUUUGUUGGGAGACUCAUGUGCUAAUAUGCUGCCGAGCUCUGCAGGGGAAGCUGAGCACUGGGGAGUUUGACAGGAUCUCAGUACACCUGCUCCAUGCACACUGAUUAUGUGGAGGAGCUAAUGUGUGCGAUGGCCAGCCCGGACCUGCAGGUUCUCAUACGCAUGGUUCUGUGUUAUCGUUACCUCCCUACCAGGCAGCCCAGCCCACGGAUUUGACCGCUCCUCCCCUCCCUUGCCCUGGGUGCCCCUCAAUCCCAGGCUCACCAUGGGAGGAUGCUUUUCCAAAACCAAACCAGUUGAAGUUAAAGUGGAACUCUCCCUCCUGGAAAAAGAAAAAGAGGUGGACGGACUCUCACCUAAUGGCAAGGCGAGUCCCUUUGCUGACUGCAGACCAAACGGGGCCCUGGGACACAGCUCUGACGAGGACCCCACUGCGCUCCCCCUUUAUCACAAACCACGGGACUAUGUGGAGGUUUCUGUCUGUCACGUUAAGGACCUGGAAAAUGGACAGAUGCGGGAGGUUGAUUUGGGAUGUGGCAGGGCUUUGUUGAUUAAAGAGCAUGGUGAGUUCUCAGCCAUGGGCCACAAAUGUCCACACUAUGGAGCACCACUUGUCAAAGGUGUGCUGUCAAAAGGCCAUGUGCGCUGUCCCUGGCAUGGUGCGUGUUUCAACAUUGCAACAGGUGACAUUGAGGACUUCCCUGGACUGGACAGCCUGCCUACCUUCCAGGUCAGGGUUGAAAAGGAAAAAGUGAUCAUUCGUGCAAACAAGCAGGCUCUCCAGUCACAGAGAAGAUCAAAGCCCAUGGCUCGAUGCUCAGCAGUCAUUAACUCCAACACAGGCUUCAGCCAUGUGCUCAUCAUCGGCUCAGGACCAGCAGGUCUGGUGUGUGCUGAGACACUGAGGCAAGAGGGCUUCACAGAUCGCAUUGUCAUGUGCACCAUGGACAGACAUCCUCCAUAUGACAGGCCUAAACUGAGUAAGUCCUUAGAAAGCACAGCAGAGCAGCUGAGACUGCGCUCGAUGAGCUUCCUACAAGACCACGAUAUUGAGCUGCUCACAGAGAAAGAGGCUGUUGCAGUAGAUGUGAAAACGCGAUCUGUGACUUUUGAAGAUGGUUUGAGGAUGGAGUACAGGAAGCUCUUUAUUGCUACAGGAAGCAAACCAAAACCAAUGAACUACAAAGGUAAGGAAGUCAAGAACGUGUUUCACCUCAGGACGCCUGAGGAUGCCAACAGCAUAGCAAAGCUGGCCAACAACAAGAAUGCUGUGGUUGUGGGAACAUCCUUUGUUGGCAUGGAGGUGGCUGCAGCUCUAACAGACAAAGCCCACUCAGUCUCUGUCAUCGGGAUCGAGCCUGUCCCCUUUAAAAAAGCUCUAGGGGAAAGAGUAGGGAAAGCCAUAAUGAAGCUGUUUGAGGCAAACAGGGUGAAGUUCUACAUGCUGAACGAGGUGUCAGAGAUGAUUGGUCAUCAUGGACAGCUGAAAGAGGUGGUGCUGAAGAGUGGAAAAGUCCUGCGGGCAGACGUCUGUGUCAUUGGUGCAGGAAGUGUUCCUGCAACAGGUUUCCUGAAGCAGAGCGGAAUCCACAUGGACUCCAAGGGCUUCAUUACUGUUAAUAAGAUGAUGCAGACAAAUGCUGAUGGGGUUUUCGCAGGAGGUGAUGUAGUGAUUUUCCCAUUUCCACCACGGAACAAUAAGAAGGUGAACAUCCCUCACUGGCAGAUGGCUCAUGUACACGGAAGAGUGGCAGCACUCAGCAUGAUGGGAAGAGCCACUGAUAUCAAAACUGUGCCUUACUUCUGGUCCGCCAUGUUUGGGAAGACCAUACGCUAUGCAGGUUAUGGUGAUGGAUUUGAUGAUGUCAUUAUACAAGGGGAUCUGGAUGAACUGAGAUUUGUGGCGUUUUACACCAGGAGUGAGGAGGUGGUUGCUGUUGCCAGCAUGAACUAUGAUCCUAUUGUAUCCCGAGUGGCAGAGGUCUUAGGAUCUGGAAAGACGAUUAAGAAAAGAGACGUGGAGACUGGAGACAUCUCCUGGUUGAUUGACAAAGGAUCUUAAUGACUUUACCUCUCAAGGUCACAAGGACAGACCUGAAGUUCUCCUCCACAUAGACACUUAUGGUGCUGUGACACUGAGCAGCUAUACACGUCCUGGACAAAAACACUCCCAUAUAGUCACUGGGAAAAAAGGACUUUUGGAGCCACACUUCCCCAAGGACAACACUUUAACCGGCUUAUGUUCUUUAGAGACACUUUAGUGUUACAGAUAGAGCCAUACACUGUCUGGAAACACUACAUCACUGUGUCGGCUGGUCUUUACUGACAUUUUUAACAACUAAGCAAUACUGAAUUCAAAAUGUAUCUACCUGUACAAUUUGUUAAUAAGAAACCAGGGAGGGGCAUGGCAUUUUCCCUUUUGUACAAAUAACAUUGUAUAUAGCUGUAAUCCUGAAUGCACUGUAACAAAAAAAAGAGAAUACACUUUUUUAAGUCUUAUAUUACAGGUUUGGUUGGAUGCUUACUUACAGGCCUUAGAUCUGCAUGCAAUAAUUGACACAUACGCCCGAUAAGACAAUGAAGAAUUUGAACAAAUAAGGCCCUUUACUGAGAGUUUUAAAUGUAGAGAUGCAUCAGAAAAGAAUAUAUGCGUAAAGACCUUCAUAAUGACUUGCAUCAUAAUCAUUAAUAAGGGUUUUACAGGCCCUAAACACACACAAGCACGCACACAUACAAAGCUUUAACACGGUCUCUAGAUUACAACGUACUGUUCCUCUUUGUAACAGCUGCCUUGUUCGUAGAUUGCACAAAUUUAAUGACAAUUAUUCUUUAAUCACAUUAUAGUGCUUGCACAAUAGAUCAUUGUAUUUUCUAACUCAUAGAUAUCCCCUUUAGAUAAAUCCUACAAGUGCUUGAGGUUAUAUUUCAUAGCAGGAAUAUUCUUUGUUACUAACUCAGGGAACUGAGGCUUGUGGUUUGGGCUAACUGGUCAUUUUGGCAACUAAAGAAGAGUUUGUUGCAAUAAUUUGUUUUCCUCCAGUUGUUGUAAUUUCACAGACACAUUCAAUUUCAUUCAGAGCUGCUUGUAAUGUUUGUGCAGUGGAUGAAUGAUUACAUCCUGAUGCACUGAGGAUCCCAAGAUGCUUGAAACACGAAGCAAUUUUUAAAAACAAAACAAAAAAGAGAAGCCUGGAGCAACAUUUUUAAAAACUAAACCUUACAAUAAAAGUCUUCCAACAACAACUCACU
Molecule: messenger RNA, 3494 nt
Organism: Cheilinus undulatus (humphead wrasse)
Lineage: Eukaryota; Metazoa; Chordata; Actinopteri; Labriformes; Labridae
Product: apoptosis-inducing factor 3
Exons: 20
Coding region: 511-2307 (598 amino acids)
Biological process (GO): execution phase of apoptosis
Cellular component (GO): mitochondrion; cytoplasm
Molecular function (GO): flavin adenine dinucleotide binding; oxidoreductase activity, acting on NAD(P)H; 2 iron, 2 sulfur cluster binding
Source: RefSeq, a predicted model, not a curated record